Brettanomyces nanus is the source of this 903-nucleotide messenger RNA. RefSeq lists its product as uncharacterized. The record is from RefSeq and is a predicted model, not a curated record. Bases 1 to 903 code for a protein of 300 amino acids. The transcript has a single exon. NCBI's taxonomy places the organism in Eukaryota, Fungi, Ascomycota, Pichiomycetes, Pichiales, Pichiaceae. Gene Ontology annotation, cellular component: nucleus.
AUGGACACUUCUGUCGCUACCACUGCUGCUGCUGUAGCUGCUGCUGCCGCCGCUGCCACUGCUACACCCACAAGCACCGCCAAUAUUGAAAGUAUAGGCUCGGACACGGAUGAUAGACUUGUUGACAAGAAGGAAUUCAACGGGUUUGCAUUGUCGGCCGACGAAGACGAGAAGUCACAGCUGGAAAGGCGCUAUGUGUGUCCUAUCUGCCACCAUUCAUUCACUCGAAAGCACAACUUGAAGUCGCAUCGUUUGAUCCAUACCGAUCAAAAGCCUUACGCUUGUUCUCUAUGCUCUAAGAGGUUCAGAAGACUUCAUGAUAUGAAGAGACACGAGAAGCUUCAUUCAAACGAGAAGCCGUACGCUUGUGAGAAGUGUGGAAAACAGUUUGCACGUGCAGAUGCGUUACUUCGACACGAGAAGUCUGCGGCUGGCUGUCCUGUGAACCGCAAGAGGAGAAGUUCAGAUGAAGACGGCAAUUCAAAUCAAAUGAAACCUACCAAAGAAGCCAAAUUUCAAGAUACUUCUGCCAGUUCUGCUGCAGCUGCAGCUGCCGUUGUGGCCCAGAGGAUUGCUGCAGAUGCCUCUGUUUUCUUUAAUGCCAACUCUCAGGCUGACAGUAAAGUCAGAAACAAUUCUUCAGCGAAUGCUCCUCCUGGAACGGCCACUGCUGCAACGACAGAUCCAGCCCUAUUCUUAGAGACUGGUGCCGCUUCUGUUACUAAAUCCAACGGUUCCAACGGUUCCAAUCAGCCGCAAGGCCUCAAAGCUUCCAACGACUCCAACCCUUCGAAUGCUUCAGAAGACAAAACCAAGAUGUAUGAGACUAUUGGUCAAUUGCAAGCCAAAAUCAUAAGCUUAGAGAAGACAGUAGCAAAUUUGCAAGCCGAGAAAAGUGAAUGA